CCCAGACCGAGCGCCCGAGGUGCCGCAGCCGCUGCCGCCGCCGCGAUGUGACCUUCAGGGCCGCCAGGACGGGAUGACCGGAGCCUCCGCCCCGCGGCGCCCGCGGCUCGCCUCGGCCUCCCGGGCGCUCUGACCGCGCGUCCCCGGCCCGCCAUGGCCCCUUCGCCCUCGCCCGGGCCCGCGGCCCCGCGCGCCGCGCCGCUGCCCCUGCCGUUGCGGCUGCUGCUGCUGCUGCUGGCCUCGGAGUACGCGCUCGCCGCGUUGUUGCCGGCGCGCGAGGCCACGCAGUUCCUGCGGCCCAGGCAGCGCCGCGCCUUCCAGGUCUUCGAGGAGGCCAAGCAGGGCCACCUGGAGAGGGAGUGUGUGGAGGAGCUGUGCAGCCGCGAGGAGGCGCGGGAGGUGUUCGAGAACGACCCCGAGACGGACUAUUUUUACCCGAGAUACUUAGGCUGCAUCGACAAGUAUGGGUCUCCGUAUGCCAAAAACCCAGGCUUCGCCACCUGCGUGCAGAACCUGCCUGACCAGUGCACGCCCAACCCCUGUGAUAAGAAGGGGACCCAAGCCUGCCAAGACCUCAUGGGCAACUUCUUCUGCCUGUGUAAAGCCGGCUGGGGGGGCCGGCUCUGUGACAGAGAUGUCAAUGAAUGCAGCCAGGAGAAUGGGGGCUGCCUCCAGAUCUGCCACAACAAGCCGGGCAGCUUCCACUGUGCCUGCCACAGCGGCUUCCAGCUCUCCUCUGACGGCAGGACCUGCCAAGGACACCGGACUGCGUGGAUGGGACAGACAGUUGCUCAGGGAGAAACAGGCCCAGGAGCUGGAGAGUGAAUCUGACCAGACAGGAGGGGCCACACGCUGUCCCCCGAUUUCAAAAGACAUAGACGAGUGUGCAGACUCGGAGGCCUGCGGGGAGGCACGCUGCAAGAACCUGCCCGGCUCCUACUCCUGCCUCUGUGACAAGGGCUUUGCAUACAGCUCCCAGGAGAAGGCCUGCCGAGAUGUGGAUGAGUGUCUGCAGGGCCGCUGUGAGCAGGUCUGCGUGAACUCCCCGGGCAGCUACACCUGCCACUGUGAUGGGCGCGGGGGCCUCAAGCUGUCCCAGGACAUGGACACCUGUGAGGACAUCUUGCCGUGCGUGCCCUUCAGCAUGGCCAAGAGCGUGAAGUCCUUGUACCUGGGCCGGAUGUUCAGUGGGACCCCCGUGAUCCGACUGCGCUUCAAGAGGCUGCAGCCCACCAGGCUCGUAGCUGAGUUUGACUUCCGGACCUUUGACCCCGAGGGCAUCCUCCUCUUCGCUGGAGGCCACCAGGACAGCACCUGGAUCGUGCUGGCCCUGCGAGCCGGCCGGCUGGAGCUGCAGCUGCGCUACAAUGGCGUCGGCCGCGUCACCAGCAGCGGCCCGGUCAUCAACCACGGCAUGUGGCAGACGAUCUCUGUUGAGGAGCUGGCGCGGAAUCUGGUCAUCAAGGUCAACAGGGACGCUGUCAUGAAAAUCGCGGUGGCCGGGGACUUGUUCCAACCAGAGCGAGGACUGUAUCAUCUGAACCUCACCGUGGGAGGCAUUCCCUUCCAUGAGAAGGACCUCGUGCAGCCUAUAAACCCUCGUCUGGAUGGCUGUAUGAGGAGCUGGAACUGGCUGAACGGAGAAGACACCACCAUCCAAGAAACGGUGAAAGCGAACCCGAAAAUGCAGUGCUUCUCGGUGACAGAGAGAGGCUCCUUUUACCCGGGGAGUGGCUUUGCCUUCUACAGCCUGGACUACAUGCGGACCCCUCUGGACAUCGGGACAGAAUCGACCUGGGAAAUAGAAGUCGUGGCUCACAUCCGCCCGGCCGCAGACACAGGGGUGCUGUUCGCACUCUGGGUCCCCGACCUCCGUGCCGUGCCUCUCUCUGUGGCCCUGGUAGACUAUCACUCCACAAAGAAGCUCAAGAAGCAGCUGGUGGUCCUGGCCGUGGAGCACGUGGCCUUGGCCCUAAUGGAGAUCAAGGUCUGCGAUGGUCAAGAGCACAUGGUCACCAUCUCGCUGAGGGAGGGUGAGGCCACCCUGGAGGUGGACGGCACCAGGGGCCAGAGCGAGGUGAGCGCCACGCAGCUGCAGGAGAGGCUGGCCGUGCUCGAGAAGCACCUGCGGAGCCCCGUGCUCACCUUUGCCGGCGGCCUGCCAGAUGUGCCGCUGACUUCAGCGCCAGUCACCGCAUUCUACCGCGGCUGCAUGACACUGGAGGUCAACCGGAGGCUGCUGGACCUGGACGAGGCGGCAUACAAGCACAGUGACAUCACCGCCCACUCCUGCCCGCCCGUGGAGCCCACCGCAGCCUAGGCCCCCAUGGGACGCAGCAGGCUCCUCAGCCUCUGUCCGAAACAGCGGAGGAGCAUGGGGGCUCCUCACCACGUGGGGCCACCUGAGAGCUGGGCUUUCCUCUGUGACCGUCCUGGCCUGUAACAUAUCUGUAAAUAGUGAGAUGGACGUGGGGCCUCUGACGCCGUGCACUCAGCCGCAGGCCCGGGCACGGGGAGGCCGGCGCAGGGCAGAGCGGGUUCGAAGAAAAUAAUUCUCUAUUAUUUUUAUUACCAAGCGCUUCUUUCUGACUCUAAAAUAUGGAAAAUAAAAUAUUUACAGAAAGCUUUGUAA
Cercocebus atys (sooty mangabey) is the source of this 2632-nucleotide messenger RNA. It is a transcript of the gene GAS6, whose product is annotated as growth arrest-specific 6. Lineage: Eukaryota; Metazoa; Chordata; Mammalia; Primates; Cercopithecidae. Gene Ontology annotation, molecular function: calcium ion binding. The record is from RefSeq and is a predicted model, not a curated record. The transcript is spliced from 16 exons. Bases 464 to 2320 code for a protein of 618 amino acids. Gene Ontology annotation, cellular component: extracellular region.